Messenger RNA from Otolemur garnettii (small-eared galago), 1955 nucleotides. It is a transcript of the gene PRICKLE3, whose product is annotated as prickle planar cell polarity protein 3. Bases 43 to 1887 code for a protein of 614 amino acids. The transcript has 9 exons. The record is from RefSeq and is a predicted model, not a curated record. Lineage: Eukaryota; Metazoa; Chordata; Mammalia; Primates; Galagidae. Gene Ontology annotation, molecular function: zinc ion binding.
AUUCGCCUGACCCGGCCUGACUUGACCGUACCCGGGAACGCCAUGUUCGCGCGUGGGUCUCGGAGGCGCCGCUCUGGGCGUGCGCAGCUUCCAGAGACUGAGGACCCUGACCGGGGCCAGCCCUGCAACUCCUGCAGGGAGCAAUGCCCCGGCUUCCUGCUGCAUGGCUGGAGAAAGAUCUGCCAGCACUGCAAAUGCCCACGGGAGGAGCACGCAGUUCACGUGGUACCUAUGGACCUGGAACGUAUCAUGUGUCGGCUAAUCUCAGACUUCCAGCGCCACUCCAUCUCUGACGAUGACUCGGGCUGUGCAUCAGAGGAGUAUGCCUGGGUGCCUCCAGGCCUUAAGCCUGAGCAGGUAUAUCAGUUUUUUAGCUGCCUCCCAGAGGACAAGGUCCCCUACGUCAACAGUCCUGGGGAAAAAUACAGGAUCAAACAGCUACUGCACCAACUGCCCCCACACGACAGUGAGGCCCAGUACUGCACAGCACUGGAAGAGGAAGAGAAGAAAGAGCUUCGAGCCUUUAGCCAACAGCGGAAGCGGGAGAAUCUGGGGCGCGGCACUGUGCGCAUCUUCCCCGUGACCAUCACUGGGGCCAUCUGUGAGGAGUGUGGGAAGCAGAUUGGAGGUGGGGACAUCGCAGUGUUUGCCAGCCGUGCAGGCCUGGGUGCCUGCUGGCAUCCACAGUGCUUUGUGUGUACCACAUGCCGGGAGCUACUUGUUGACCUCAUCUACUUCUAUCAUGCUGGCAAGGUCUACUGUGGACGCCACCAUGCUGAACGCCUGCGUCCACGCUGCCAAGCCUGUGACGAGAUCAUCUUCUCCCCUGAGUGCACGGAAGCUGAGGGCCAACACUGGCACAUGGGUCACUUCUGCUGCUUUGAGUGUGAAGCUUCCCUAGGAGGGCAGCGCUAUGUCAUGCGUCAGAGCCGUCCCCACUGCUGUGCCUGCUAUGAGGCCCGCCAUGCGGAAUACUGUGAUGGCUGUGGGGAGCACAUUGGCCUGGACCAGGGCCAGAUGGCUUACGAGGGCCAGCACUGGCAUGCCUCCGACCGCUGCUUUUGCUGUAGCCGCUGCAGGCGGGCCCUGCUGGGGCGCCCCUUCCUGCCACGCAGUGGCCUAAUCUUCUGCUCUCGAGCCUGCAGCCUUGGGUCUGAGCCCACCACUCCCGGGCCCAGCCGACGUAGCUGGAGUGCAGGCACAGUCACUGCACCGCUAGCAGACUCCACAGCCUCUUAUUCUGCAGCGGAGGGGGCGUCCAACAUGGCUACCAAGGACACUUGUGUGGAAUCCCCUCCUGCUUCAGGCCCUGAGGAGCCCUCCCGUUUUCUGAGAGGGGCCCCCCAACGCCACUCCAUGCCAGAGCUGGGGCUCCGCAGUGCCCCAGAGCCACCCUCAGAGUCCCCCGGCCAACCAAAUACACACAUGGAUGAUAGUGCCUUCGGUCGUCAGAGCACCCCACGCGUCAGCUUCCGUGACCCUCUGGUGUUUGAAGGAGGUCCACGGCGGACCCUGAGUGCGCCCCCAGCCCAGCGCCGAAGGCCACGCAGUCCCCCACCCAGGGCCCGCGGUCGCCGCCACCACCACCACCACCGCCGCCGCCACCAUCGCCACCCCGGAAGACAUCACCACUAUCAGUGUGACUUGGGAUCAGGGUCAGAUUCAGGAUCUUGCUCUAGCUCACCCUCCAGUUCCAGUUCUGAGUCUUCAGAAGAUGAUGGCUUCUUCCUAGGAGAACGAAUCCCACUGCCCCCGCAGCUGUGCAGGCCCAAGCCCGCUCAGGACACUACACCUGAGUCUCUCAACACCCCCUCCUCGCCACUGUCUGGGGAUUCUCACCCGGGUAUGUCUCGACAGGCCCGAGACAAGAACUGCAUAGUAGCUUGAAGGCAGGUAGCCCUGGAGGGGCUCCAUUCUCCAGUCAGUGGUAUUGAUAACUCCCAACCUGUCAUAAA